GGACUGUCUGCAGUCGAAGAAGGCAGUGCCUUCGAUCGAGCACCGGCUUCUUCACUUACAUGCGAUAAUGGCACUUCAACUUUUCUCUCUUCCUAAUGUUUGCUCCAAGAAGAUUCAUGGUCAGGUCCUGUGUUCGGCAAGCACCAAAGUUGGUGUUUCUCAAGGAGGACGAAGACCGCCCCAGUAUCAGCCGACUCUCUGGACUUACAAUUACCUUCAGUCCCUGCCGACUCGUGACCAACGUCAUGCGGUCAAGCAGCAAAAUGAAAGAGUUCAAAUGCUGGAACAAGAAGUGAGAAGCGCCAUGAAUGACGAAAAUGCCGAAUUCUCGACCGUACUCGCUCUUGUCGAUGACAUUCAACGACUAGGACUAAGCUUUCUCUUUGAUGAAGACGUAAUGAGAGCUCUUCACAGAUACCACCAUUCUCUGGAUGAAGGUUGCAUGAACAGAGACAAGAAGACCCUUCAUGGGACAGCUCUCUGCUUUAGGAUUCUAAGACAAAAUGGUUUCGAAGUUUCUCAAGAUGUUUUCCGGAUUUUUAUGGACGAACAAGGAACGUUUAUGGAGAGCCUCAGCCAUGACGUUGAAGGGAUGCUGAGUUUAUAUGAAGCUUCACAUUUGGCCUUCGAAGAAGAAGAUCUCUUGCGCGAGGCUAAGGCAUUCGCCGUCAAGCAUCUCAAUCACUUUAACAGUACUGAUGUCAGCAGAGAUCUCAAAUAUUUUCGAGUGAAUCAUGGGUCGGGACUGCCCCUGCACCAGAGAAUGCCAUUGCUAGAAGCUCGACGGUCCAUCAAAGCUUAUGCCGCACGUAGAGACGCAGACCGUCGGCUGCUCGAACUGGCCAUGUACAAUUUCAACAUGGUGCAAUCUAUCCUCCAAAGAGAUCUUCAGGAGAUGUCAAGAUGGUGGAAUGAUGUUGUUAGCCUGGCAAACAAGUUGAGCUUCGCAAGAGAUAGACUAAUGGAAUGCUUCUUUUGGACAGUCGGAAUGGCUUAUGAGCCUCAGUUUAGCAAUCUCCGUAAAGGGCUAACAAAAGUGACCGCACUCGUGACCACCAUCGAUGAUGUCUACGACGUUUAUGGUGAUCUGGAUGAAUUGGAGCUAUUCACAGAUGCUGUACACAGAUGGGAUGUCGAUGCCGUGUCGAAUCUUCCGGGCUAUAUGAAGCUUUGCUUCCUAGCUCUCUACAACUCCGUGCAUGAGAUGGCUUACGACGUUCUCAAGCAGGAUGGAGAAAAUAUCAUCCCAUGUCUAGCAAAGGCGUGGAGUGACUUGUGCAAAGCCUUCAUGCAAGAAGCGAAGUGGAAGCACAACAAGGUCACCCCGGCGUUCAAAGAAUACAUGAACAACGGUUGGAUCUCAGUUUCAGGACUCGUCAUAUUGAUUCAUGCAUUUUUUCUGUUGAGCCCGCACGUUAGAAAGGAGGAACUAGAAUCGUUCGAGAGCUACAGCCACGACCUCCUAAAGUCGCCGUCGGUUAUUUUCCGUCUCUGCAACGAUCUCGGCACCUCGUCGGUAAGCAUUCUCCUUCUCCUUCUUCUUCGCUCCCUAGAACUAGUGAGCUGUAAAAGGGCUGAGCAUACAAGCACUGCAACUUUGGGUUGGGUGGAUGAUAAUUGUGUAUCGUAUGAUUGAAAGAGUACGAUAAUUCAGACUUACAAUUUUGACCGAGGAACAUCCAAAUUAAAAUAGACAAAAACAAGAAAUUACUUCGAAUCACUGGAUCAUCUUCAUCAAUACUUUGUGAAAGUGCUAUAGAUGUUUCCAGUUGCUGCUACUAACUAAUACCAACCAGAACUUAUCCAAAAACUUCAUGCAAGAAGCAGUCUUUGAAAAUUACUUGAAAAAUCACAACCUGGUGCACUUCUCUUGCGAUAGUUUUAGGACUUUGCGUGCACUUGUACUUUUAAGUAAUUUCUUUGAAAACAUCAUCAAACUGUGAUGCAAACUUUCUGUAUA
Molecule: messenger RNA, 1960 nt
Organism: Syzygium oleosum
Lineage: Eukaryota; Viridiplantae; Streptophyta; Magnoliopsida; Myrtales; Myrtaceae
Product: probable terpene synthase 12
Exons: 6
Coding region: 68-1636 (522 amino acids)
Biological process (GO): diterpenoid biosynthetic process
Molecular function (GO): terpene synthase activity; magnesium ion binding
Source: RefSeq, a predicted model, not a curated record